Molecule: messenger RNA, 804 nt
Organism: Vicia villosa (hairy vetch)
Lineage: Eukaryota; Viridiplantae; Streptophyta; Magnoliopsida; Fabales; Fabaceae
Exons: 1
Coding region: 1-804 (267 amino acids)
Molecular function (GO): protein binding
Source: RefSeq, a predicted model, not a curated record
AUGAAUGGAGUUAAAAAACUCAAGGGUGAGUCAACUGAGUUGCCUGAUUGUAUUAUAUCUUAUAUCUUUUCCAAGUUAAGUUUGAAGAAUUUGGUGAAAACUAGGGCAUUGUCCAAACAAUGGUAUCAUGAAUGGGGAUUAAGGAAGGACCUCACUUUUGAUCUCCUUAACAUGUUUGAUUAUAAUACCGUUCCAGAGUUAUCAAUAACCCUUCCACACUUUCGACAACUUCAAUCUCAAUUUGCCACAAGAUUGGAUUAUUUCAUGCAGAAAUAUCCCGGUGACAUGAUCAGUUCAAUUCGAGUAAAUUUUCCAUUAGAUGUCUAUCAUACUUAUGCCAUUGAUGGAUUGAUUCACAAAGGACUUGUUAAAGGUGUCAAUCGUAUUGAGCUCCUCUUCGCAUAUAAAACUGAUUUUAAUAUAAGGCCAUACAAAUUUUUAUUUCCUUUCUUGUCUGGCCCUAAUACUCUCACAUAUCUGCACCUACAGAACUGCCACAUAGCCGCAACUAUGGAUUUUUCUCGAUUGAAGAACUUGAGAACCCUUGUGCUGACUCUCGUUCCUGUGGAGCAGAAUAUGCUUCAGGAUCUGUGUUUUACCUGCAUCCAUCUUGAGAACUUCAUUCUUAAUGAAUGUUUGUUCCUCUCUGACUUAAAAAUAACUAGUCCAUCAUUGCUUCAUUUGAACAUUCAUUGCGGGCGUCUCAGGGACACAAAGUCGAGAAAUCUUGAUAUUGUUGCAUCAAAUCUCUUAUCCAUUGAAUAUUCUUCGGUCUAUCUGUCUUCUCUACUACUGUUCCUGUAA